CUCAUGUUACAGAACAUGGAAAAAUAACCAUGGUUACCUUCCAUCUAAAUUAAAAUGUCAUUCGUUCAACUUGUUAUGUUGAAAGUUUAAACUAUUUUUUCGCAAUUUUGUGUAAUUUUUUGUAUACCUUUUUGUAUACUUUUUUAUUAUAUCGAGGCGCCGUUUUUCGUACAUUUUCAAAAUUAUUUUAUGAAUCCAUAAAAAAUGUCUCGAAUAACGACCCGUAGCCAAGACAUAGAAGAGGAGCUUUCUAGUCUACAGCUAGAAGCAGACGAGAAAAGCGAACCAUCCAUAGCACUGGCAGGCGAAAAGUUGACGAAAUUGAGAAAAUUCGUACCAAAACCGAAGCCUGAAGUAUCCUCUAAAUUACGUAAAGUAUUGACUCCUAACAUAGCAGUGAAAAAAAGAAAUUUCACUGUUGGAACUGGCAGACCCAUUGGACCGCGGAAGCCAGAUCUAUCAUUCAAAUACCCAGACGAUUUGACUAUAUUCGGUUAUCAAGUAAUGGCCAAAGCGUGGAGGAACGAUAAAAGAAUAUUAAAUUUACAAAACAAAUUAAAAGAUAAAAAGGCCUUUUGGCAGACGUUAAACGAUGACAUAAACGAAAGGUUGUACGUGGAAGAUCCUGCAAAGGACACGCGUUUGUGCAUCUUGGAUAUCGAUCCCGAAUACAAGAAAAUCGUUAAAGCCAGACCAAUCAAAGAUAGCAUAUCUUUGGGCAGUUACAUCGAAUGCAUCAGGGAACUGUUAAAAACGAAAAUAACGCUUGGUUAUCGCGAGGAUGAUCUCGCUUUAGUGGACGCAAAUAUGCGUACAGAGCAAAGGAUGAUCGAGUUGACUAAUAACAAUUUUCAAAAAUACGUAAAUAUAUUCGAAGAAUUCUUAGUAAGGGAUCACGAAUCUGCACACGGGCUUCUUAUGAAUGCAAAUAAAAUGUCGAACAGUUUAUUAGUUGCCCAAAAAGAAUAUGAAAACUUAAAGAAAACAUUGCAGGGUUUAAAGAGUUCGCUGUUCAAAUCUGAAGCACGCUGGAAUGUUGCUAAGCUCUUUCAAAAAUUUCUGUAUGAAUGUACUCCGCUUUAUUGGAGAAAGUUGCACAGAAACAGCUUAAUGUUGUCCUUAGAACACAAGAGCUGCUUGGAGAUGUUCCAAGAGAUCAACGCAGAUGCAGAGAUCACGCUGGAUAACAUCCUUGAGACUAUUAACCGAGAAUGCAUCGUUCACGAAGUCGAGGAAUUGUAUUUUACCGAACCGGCACAAAUCAUGGACAUGCUGAGCUACAUGGAGCAGCAAAAUUUCAACAGCUUAGUCUACAACGCGGAGCUGCAGCAACCUUUGGCUCUGAUAAAGGAAGACAUGGAUACUGCGGAGGAUCACUUUGACAAGGAGAUAAAGAAUUUUCAAUUUUAUAUAGAUGGCUUGGAGAAGGAGAUCGAAUGGGAGGAGGAGCGAGUAGUGAAGUUGGAGGCGCUUGCGCAUGAUUUGAUUUUCAAUCAUUUUAAGGAGAUCAUUUCUUCGCCGGACGUGCUUAAUUUGCACUGCUUUGUUGAAGAUAUUUACGAAUCGGUUAUUGAGCCAAACACGGCGAAUUUGAAUGUUCAUCAAAUGUGUUCGCUGAUUGAAAGUCAUUACAGAAAUCAACUGUUCGUGCUUGACAAGAUCCCUGCUGCACAAGUAGUUGAAUUGCAAACUGCAACUAUCAAGCAAAGAGAUAAGAUGAUCAUUUUAGGAGAACAAGCGAUUAAAGCCCAUGCAGAAACAGAGAGUGCUCUUAAAGCUAUAUUGAAAGGUUACUCGCCGCCAUACGAAAAGCCAAGGCACAAACCUGUCAUGUUUAGAUCGGCUUGCCCAGAAGAAAUAAAACCACCGCCUCCACCACCAAGAGAACUAUCACAAAAGGAACAGGACUACUUGGAACAUUUGACGGAAUACUGUAAGUUCUACGAGGAUCCCAGAGAUUACGGAGUUGACAUAACUCAAGAAGAGGAAAAAAAAGAAACAUCAGUAGCUGUAGUGCAGCCUAAGGGACCCAAAUCACUGUCGAGAACCAUGUGAUCAAAUUUGGUUGAGUUUAACAGAUACUGGACAAACUUAGUAGGAUGCUACAGAAAGUACUUAUAGGGUGUGUGUUUUUAUAAAUUGUAAUAAAUAUCAGCGAAGCGUGUUUUGCAAUUUUGGAUGCAAAAUGAGUGACUUAGUCAAAACAACUGGAAGAAUUUAAUGGCCUGUGGCCAUAGAGCACACACUGUUCCUGUAUUUUAUGGCAUUAAUGUCUAAUAUAGCUGUAGUUCUAGGAUAGCUUGGAUAUUUUGCGGGCAUAAUGCAAAAUCAGUGGAUAAAAAUGAACAAAUUAUUACGACCGAGGAAAAAAUGGAAACGUUUUAAUAGUAAUUUAAAACUCAAUUUUUAUCAAGAUAUAAAAUUUUGUAUUAUGCCUACAGAUAGAUAUGCAAUAAAAACAACAUUGCCGGUCAUUAGCGUUU
Messenger RNA from Psylliodes chrysocephalus, 2483 nucleotides. The record is from the annotation of a GenBank genome assembly. Lineage: Eukaryota; Metazoa; Arthropoda; Insecta; Coleoptera; Chrysomelidae.